GGUACAGCGACGAGGCAACAUGGACGUGCCAGUGCUAGGUGUCGUAUUAAACUGGUUCCUUAUACUCUUGAGUAUUUGUAUCUUUUUAAUAUGUUGCUUCUUUUACUCGACUUAUAAUUACUGGAAGAAUCGCGGCAUCCCUUACGAGAAACCGUUCCUUUUCUUCGGCAAUCUUAGUUUCGUGUUGAGAAAAAGCGUAUGGGAUUUUUGUUACGAAUUGAAAAAUAAACAUCCUAGGGAUUAUGUCGGAAUAUUUCUGGCAUGGAAGCCGGCUCUAAUGCUGCAGACGCCGGAAUUCGCAAGAAGGAUUUUCGUCAAAGACUUUGAAUAUUUUCAGGAUCGAUUUUUGUACACUGGUUUCUCUGAUCCUUUGGGUUCUUUGAAUUUAUUUACAGUCAAGAAUCCAAUUUGGUCGACAAUGCGAAACUCUUUAUCUCCUAUGUUUACAGCUUCUAGACUGAAAAUGAUAACAGAGUUAAUGAACAUGAAUUCUAAAGAACUAGUCGGAAAAAUACGUCGAGAUCACAUCGAUAACAAUAAAGAUGUCAACUUAAAGGAGCUAUUCUCAAUGUAUACUUCAGAUACGGUGGCAUACAGCGUUUUCGGUAUCAGAGUUAGCGUGCUAAACGAUCAGGACUCCCCGCUGUGGUUCAUCACCAACCACAUGGUCAAAUGGACCUUCUGGAGAGGCUUGGAGUUUACUAUGAUAUUCUUUGUACCUGCUAUUGCUGCUUUACUCCGAUUACAAUUCUUUUCGGACGCUGCAACUGAUUAUAUAAAGAAGAUAUUCUGGAACGUUGCCAAAGAACGAAAGAACAGCGGCUACGAUAAUCAUAAGGACCUCGUUAAUCAUUUACUUAAGCUAAGAGAUAAUUUAAAACUCCCGGCUGAUUCGGGAUCUGAUUUAGCUGAUAAUUUAAUGCUGGCGCAAGCAGCUGUGUUUAUAUUGGGCUCUAUAGAGACAUCUUCUACGGCAUUGAGUUAUUGUUUGCAUGAACUUGCACAUCAUCCAGAAGAGCAGGAGAAACUUCACAAUGAAGUUUUGGGUGCGUUAAAAAAAUCUGGUAACGAUACUUUGAAUUACGACGAGUUAAUGGAAUUGAAAUACAUGUCAUCAUGUAUUAACGAAACACUCCGCAAGUAUCCGCCACUCGGAUAUUUGGAUAGGAUUUGCAAUCAAAGAUAUAAGUUAAACGACGAUGUGAUCAUUGAGAAAGGAACGCCAGUGUUUAUAAAUGUGCUAGCGAUACAUUACGAUGAGAAGAUUUACCCAGAACCUAACCAGUGGCGACCGGAAAGAAUGCAUAAUGCUUCUGAUAACGAUAAUCUUAACUUUACCUUCUUACCUUUCGGUGAAGGACCUCGUUUCUGCAUAGGCAAACGCUACGGCUACAUGCAAAUCCGCGCGUCGCUCGCUCAGUUGGUUGCCGCAUACAAAUUCCUACCAGCUGACAUCCCUUAUAAAGUGGAAACAGAUCCUUACAGUGUUAUAUUGUCACCUAAAGACGGCUUGAGUGUUAAAUUUCAAGCACGAUAAAAAUUGCAUUUAAAUAUGAAAAGUAAAUAGUUUAGAUUAAGUUUUCAAAUGAACAUUAAAUAUUUGUACAAACUAUUGUUUCAUUAAAAAAAUAUGUUAUCUAUUAUAAAAGAGCCUAUUAAAUAA
Molecule: messenger RNA, 1663 nt
Organism: Papilio polytes (common Mormon)
Lineage: Eukaryota; Metazoa; Arthropoda; Insecta; Lepidoptera; Papilionidae
Gene: Cyp332a1
Product: cytochrome P450 6k1-like
Exons: 8
Coding region: 20-1537 (505 amino acids)
Molecular function (GO): iron ion binding; oxidoreductase activity, acting on paired donors, with incorporation or reduction of molecular oxygen; heme binding
Source: RefSeq, a predicted model, not a curated record